Molecule: messenger RNA, 915 nt
Organism: Rasamsonia emersonii CBS 393.64
Lineage: Eukaryota; Fungi; Ascomycota; Eurotiomycetes; Eurotiales; Trichocomaceae
Exons: 3
Coding region: 1-915 (304 amino acids)
Source: RefSeq, a predicted model, not a curated record
AUGGGGGAACGCGAAGAAGGGGUUUCCGGGCGGGAGGACCGGGGAGGCAAACAAAGAGGAGGCGAGGGAGUGAAAGGGAGCGACCGAGACAAGGACGGCCAGGAGGGCGGAUUGCUCGGCGAUAUGACGUUGAGGGCUGGAGAGAACGAAGCAGACGGGACGGCGAUCAAGGCUGUUGAAAAAGUGGCUGCCGUGCCUGGUCGCGGAUGCGGCGCCCUGGAGGGAUCGGGAACACACGCGAGACACGCGAUGGGCAGAGGAACAAGCGCAGGCGGAAAGCGGAAGGCGGGAAGACAGACGGGAGGGUGGGAAAUUUUCGACCUUGGCUUGGGGCCGGUCCAUAGGCCAGGAAUCCUGGAAACGGGAAGAGUGUCGCUGCUGGCUGGAGGGGAUUCUGGAACGGAGCAGGGCAACAGGCAGGGAACCAAGGGACGCAGAGGCACGAUGGGCGGUGAUGGGCCGGUUGGGUGCGGUUGGGCGUCUGGCGGCGCUGAGUCGCCAGCUGGGCAGGGCGGCCCAACGCGCCAACGACCCGUGGACAUGGACGAGGGCCCUUCUGCUGGGCCCCAUCGCAGUUCCAUGGGGAUCAGCUGCUGGUGGCCAGCCGGGUUGGGCGCCGUUUGGAACUCAAGGGCCGCCCUGGCCCAAGGCUGCAUGCGAUGGAUAGGCGCGGACGGAGACGCGGACGGGGCCGGGGACGGGGGACGCAGGCCCGGCUACGGCUACGGAUCGUGGGCUAGGGUGGCCGGUACUAGCCCGUACCGUACGGCGGCAAACGGUAUCCUUACAGCCUCGUACCACUGUCAUCAUAGGCGGUCUGCCACACGCAGCGCCCUCUGCUCCAGACUGCACAGAGCAAUGACAGGGCAUUUACACGCUUACAGCGCAGCCCAUGUGGGGAUCCUCGUCUGGUAG